Trichoderma atroviride IMI 206040 is the source of this 2079-nucleotide messenger RNA. Lineage: Eukaryota; Fungi; Ascomycota; Sordariomycetes; Hypocreales; Hypocreaceae. The record is from RefSeq and is a predicted model, not a curated record.
AUGGCCCAUCGAGCGCUUUUACCACGAGAGGGGCAGCGUCACGAGCCGCCCAGCGCUGAAGAGCCAACCCCAGUUAAGCGUCGAUUGAUAUCUGCCGCCUGUAACAUUUGCAGAAAGAAGAAGAUAAAAUGUAAUGGACGGCGACCGGUCUGUGGACACUGCGAGCAAGCAAACCAUCCAUGCCAAUACGCGGUGCCAGAAGGCAUGACCGCCCGCCAAGCACUAGUCCAACAAAACGAAAGCUUGACUGAGAGAAACCGGGUUCUGUACACGGCAUUUGAGAAGCUGAGAGACGAGGGGAGAGCUGCAGACGUGCUUCGACACAUCAGAGAGGCGUCGUCAACUGAGGCUGCAAUACAUUCCAUAUCCGAUGCCCUCCUGCUCCUCCCACCUUCGAAUAGUGGUAUUGUGCCAUCGAGUGGGCAAUCCACCGCCACUAAUUCUAAACCAUUGCUUCACCAGGCAUUUUAUAGCAGUCUCAAGGCCUCGAAGAGACUCGGCUUUAGGGAAGCCCAGGCCUCUGUCAUAUUGGACUGGCCAAAGGUUGAAUCACUUGGAAUUAAUGAUAGUUUGAACGGGGUGGUUGUCAAUGUGGCAACUGAGAGUCUCCCCAUCUCCAAAUGGACGCGAGCUUCUAGUGACGAUGUGCAUCUCACGCAUUUGUUCAAUCUUUUUUGGACAUGGGACAAUUCGAUUUCGAGAGUGAUAGAUCGGGACAUAUUUAUGGCUGAUCUGAAGAAUGUGGCUAGCCCUGGGCAAGACUACAGCUCAAGCGUGGGAGAAUUCUGCUCAUCAUUCAUGGUGAAUGCUUUGCUCGCAAUGGCUUCUAUGUAUUCAUCAGAUGAGAGGGACCUCACCGUGCCGGGAGAUGUCAUGACGCGAGGGCGAGCUUUCGCAGACGAAGCAUAUCGGCUGUUUGAGAAAGAAAAGACUUAUUCACGACCGUCUUUAACGCUAACACAGGGUGCGGCUCUUCUGUGGAUGUACGAAUCCAAUAUCGGUGACGGCGCUCUAGGACUUCGGAUAUUGGAUGAGCUGUACUCCUUUUACUCAGACUUUGCAUUUGGUAAUCCGGAGCCCAAAGAUUCUGCUUAUUCACCUAGAUCACUAGAUGCGACUAGAUGGAAAGCUAGGUCCCACUUGGCUUGGGGAUUCUAUUGUGUUGCUGCAAAGGUUGAACUUACAUUUUCGAGACCGAUGAGAAUCAGCAAACCCGCCAUCACUAGAUGCUUAGGCGACAGUGGCUCAAGCCCUUUUAGCAACCAUAUCUCGCCUGGAUCUUGGUUUGCCUACCCAGUGUCGGUGGAAGCCCACGACUCAUGUUAUGGAGAUAUGUUCCAGGCAGAAUGCGACCUUGCAAAGUUAAUCGAAGAGCUACUAAUUUUUCGCGAAGCUAAUCACGUCAAAACUGCAUCUCCUAAUGUUCUAGAAGGCGUUGGAAACAUGUAUAAAAAACUCAUGAUUUGGAAACAAUCGCUUCCAGAUUGUUUACAGCCAUCAAGUUCCGAGCUUCCGUCUGUAAUAAUGUUACAUAACACCCAUGGAGCCGCGGUUUUGAAACUCUUAGAAGGAUUGCCAAAUGCCCCGGGGGGUAUUGACGGCCAGGGUUUGGAAACGCUUCGCAUCGCUCAUGCCACAUCCACAAUGUCUGGGGUAUGGAUAUACAGGUCCCAAUACGCCCUUGGACGAGAAUACUGGGCAAUACAGGGCUGUUUCGCUGCGGCAACCGCAGUACUCGGGUAUCUGUCUCCUGGCGCAGUUCAGGUAGAUACCUUCAUUAAGGCAUGCCAAGCUUUGGCCGAGAUGAGCGUCAUAUUGCCACUUGCGGGUUCAUUUUUGGAGGGUAUUCAGCAGCUCGUAUCGCUUCAUAACAUAGCACUGCCCCGUUACGGGAUGAAAUACUUGGUUGCGCCGCAAAAUCAACAAGGUAGGGCGUAUACGUCUGCUAUUAGGGUGUCUACAACGUUUCGAGGUGAAGAGUCCGGUGCUAUUGAUGGGAACGAAAGCCACAAACAACGCGACCUUACAUUUGAAGAUUUAAUUUACGACAGAGAUGUGGCCGAAAUGGAAACAGACUAG